AUGGAAUCGACUCUUUCUGAAGCCUACGACAAAGAGAACCAGAUUAUCGACAAGAAUUAUUUGAGAUGUAAUAUUUGUGGAGAUGUCGCCAAUGGUGUGCACUAUGGAGUACCGGCGUGCGAGGGAUGCAAGAAAUUCUUCAGCCGUAUGCAUAACAAACAGGAAUACGAAUUUCUAUGUAGAAAAGGAAACAACUGCUUCAAAAACGGAAUUGACAGGGAAUCACGCAACAGUUGUCAAAGUUGUAGAUUGGCAAAGUGUCGACAGGCAGGAAUGAGAUAUAAUUGGAGACACGGGGCUUCUAAAACUCAUGCUAAACAGAAGGGCUCUCCCGACAACAUAUCUAUCACUUCACCUUCUGUAACUCUUGAAUCAAAUGAAUCAAAUGAAUCAACCUCGAAAUGCCAGACAACUGCGGAAAGUGAACAUCCACGUUGUGAAGUUUGUGGCGCCUACUGUGAUGAGCGAUAUAGUACUAAUAGAGUACCGGCGUACUGCGAAGCGUGUAAGACUGUCUAUUCUUCGCAUAUUAAAGAAAUAAAGAUGUUUCAAUGUGAAAAGGAUGGGAAAUGUGUUAUCAACAAGUGGACACGUGACAAAUGUCAAUCUUGUAGAAUGGGCAAAUGUUUGGAGGCUGGAAUGAACUACGGAAUCCGAAAAGUUUUGAAACGAAUAAUCUGCUCUGAAAGUUCUUCGUCAAUUGAAAAUAAACAGGUAGCUAAGGACAUUUUCAGUGGAUAUAAAAAUAGCCUUACAUAUCAUCUCAAAGAUUUCCAGAACGCUUCUGCGGCUGAUUUUCAUUUGACCCGCCACACCAAUUACCUGAUUGACCUACUCAACGCUUGGCAGGUGUAUGCACCAGUUGUAGACUAUGAAGCCAAGCAAACCCUUCAGUUUGUCCGUAACCUGCCUCAUUUCAAUCUGUUUGGCAUGAACGACAAGAUUAUCCUAUUCAAGAAAAAUUGUUUCCUGAUGUUUCUAUUGAGACAUGUUCUUAGUUUCUCAAAGAAUGGACUUCAGCUCCCAAUUUUGAUUCCUUAUGAUACUUUGGCAGCAGUUUAUGGGAGAUUGAUCACUGAAAUUAUCUCGUUGGCAGAAAAUAUCAAGAGAAUGGAAUUGAAAAUUCAAGAAAUCGCAGUUUUCACUGCUCUCGUUUUCUUCCAGCCCGACGGUUCGACUGAAAUUAAAGAUAAAGAAAGACUGGAGGUGGUAUGCGAAUACUAUAAAUUGCUACUUGACCAAGAAAUGAGUGAACGGUCUAAAAAGCUUGAAAAAUUGGUGGAUUUAAUGCCGACAUUGCAAAAAAUGAACAAAGACCACAACAAAGUCGUCAAUUCCUUGAGAAUGUAUUCUCAAUUCAUCAACUAUCCUCCUCUUUUCUGCGAGAUUUUUGAUAUCCAAAAACAAAAACCAGUGGAGCAGAAUAUUCCUGAGAACCAAUCUGAACUGGAACUCGAUUAUGUUGAAAUUGAAAAUACAGAAUAUGAACUGAUGAAUGAUGAGAAUGAAGAAAUCCGACUGGACGAGUACUUGGAAGAUAAUAUCGAGUUACAGGAUGUUUGCUAA
Messenger RNA from Caenorhabditis remanei, 1566 nucleotides. RefSeq lists its product as uncharacterized. Gene Ontology annotation, biological process: regulation of transcription by RNA polymerase II. The coding region runs from base 1 to 1566 and encodes 521 amino acids. NCBI's taxonomy places the organism in Eukaryota, Metazoa, Nematoda, Chromadorea, Rhabditida, Rhabditidae. Gene Ontology annotation, cellular component: nucleus. The transcript has 8 exons. The record is from RefSeq and is a predicted model, not a curated record. Gene Ontology annotation, molecular function: nuclear receptor activity; zinc ion binding; RNA polymerase II cis-regulatory region sequence-specific DNA binding.